AUGAAAUCUCUCUCUCACACACACACAGAGUGUUCUGGAUAAAAUAUAAAAAUUAACCCACAUCCAAAGUCAAACAUCUACCAGAAAAAAAAACUAGGGACAACCGUCCCAUUCAACAAGCCAUAGCCGCCCUUCUUUUCUCUCUCCUCCAACCCAAGCUCAUAAAGCACACAGCAAUCUCCUCACACAAGAAUAUGCAACCGGAAGAUGUUCCCCCUCUUCCUCUUCCUAUUCCUCUUCUCUCUCCUCCACCCAACAUCAGCCCAGCGCCAAUUCUCCUCUUUCUCUCUCCAAAAUUCUCCAUGGCGCCCUGUCCAAAACCUGACCCUCGUCUCCCCUAACCUCACCUUUGCAGCAGGCUUCCUACCAUAUCAAUCGUCUUAUAUCUUUGCCAUAUGGUUCCGCCACACCCCAGGCCCAACAGUCACCUGGUCUCUCCCCCGUCUUAGCCGAUCCUCCUCGCUUUCUCUCUCUAGCUCCGGCCUCUUAUACCUCAAUGAUUCUUCGGGCCCAAACCUCUGGCCUUCAGCCCCUAGGACCUCAAAUUCAACUCAACUUCUCUUGCGAGAAGAUGGGAGCUUGGUUUAUGGCAAUUGGACAAGUUUCGACUACCCCACUGAUACCCUCCUACCCAACCAACACUGCAACCCAAACAGAACACAGUUAACGAGCCGUCGAGCCCCAUACUCGUACGAGCCAGGAAUGUAUAGCCUCGAAGCUUGCGGAAAGCUCGUGCUUAACUCAUCAGAUUCGUAUUGGUCCACUGAUAGCGCAAUAGCGAACCUCACCACUGAUGGAGUCCUCAUGAAACAGAAUGGGGGCACGUUUGUUUUAUCAGACAUGGGAUCACCAAACAGACUAAGGAGACUCACGCUUGACCCAGAUGGAAACCUGCGGGUGCACAGCCUGGACCCCCGCUUGAACGGGUGGGUUGUGGCAUGGCAGGCCGUGCAAGAGGCAUGUAGCAUCAUCGGCACAUGUGGGCUCGGAUCAGUGUGCACCAAGCUCAAGCCAGGUCCAAGCCCACCGGCCUGCAUAUGCCCACCUGGGUUCGAGCCCGGAGGCCAAGGCUGCACUCGAAGGCUUCCUCUCGGAACCUCGGCUCGAACCACGUUUCUUAGACUUGAUCAUGUGAAUUUCACUGGAGGCUCAGAUCGAGCAUAUACAGGGGCUAAUAACUCAAUUGGGUGUGAGAAUACGUGCCAAACUGAUACUCGAUGCCUCGCUUUCAUUUAUAGGUUUGAUGGCAGCCGAUACUGUGUCCAUGUCCUUGACCGAUUGGUUUGGGGUGUUUGGUCCCAAGGACUCCCGACUGUUACCUUUCUGAAAGUCUCAGUGCAAGAGACUGAACAAUCGAACUUUACAGGACUGACGAACUCGCUCGACUUGGUUUGCCCACAGACAAUACGCUUGGCCUUACCACCCGGAAAAAAUCGAGCCAUGGCCAGAGAGAUAGCUAUAACUAGCACCCUCUUUGCCCUAGAGCUCUUAGCUGGGGCAGCAGCCUUUUGGGCUUUCUUGCGUAAGUUUUCAGAGUAUAGGAACAUGGCUCGAACACUUGGGCUCGAUCUGGUGCACGCUGGCGGGCCAAAGAGGUUCACAUAUGCUGAGCUUAGGGCCGCGACCCGCGACUUCUCUGAUGCGGUGGGUCAAGGUGGGUUCGGUGUUGUCUACAAAGGCCAAUUACCUGACCAACGAAUAGUUGCAGUGAAAAGGCUCAAGGAUGUUUUGAGGGGGGAGUCUGAUUUUUGGGCAGAGAUAACGAUUAUAGCGAGGAUGCACCAUCUCAACCUUGUGAGAAUUUGGGGGUUUUGUGUGGAGAAAGACGAGAGGCUUUUGGUUUAUGAGUAUGUGCCCAAUGGCUCAUUGGAUAAGUACCUCUUUCUUAAGAAUCGUGGAGACGAUGAUGAGAAGACGGAGAGACCGCAGUUAGAUUGGGAUAUGAGGUACCGCAUUGCACUUGGGGUGGCGCGGGCGAUUGCAUACUUACAUGAGGAGUGCCUUGAGUGGGUCCUCCAUUGUGAUAUCAAGCCCGAGAACAUCCUCCUAGAGGACGACUUUUGCCCCAAGGUAUCUGACUUUGGGCUGGCAAAGAAAGCCACGAAGAAGGACAUAGUGAGCAUGUCAGCCAUAAGGGGGACAAAAGGAUACCUAGCACCAGAGUGGGUGAGGUCUGGAACCAUCACGCCCAAGGCUGAUGUGUAUAGCUUCGGGAUGGUGUUGCUCGAGAUUGUGAGCGGGGUUCGCAACUUUGAGUUCACAAGGUCAUCCCUUGAGAGCUCUGAAUGGUAUUUCCCUAAGUGGGUAUAUGACAAGGCCUACAUAGAGAGGAGAAUUGAAGAUGUACUGGACCAACGACUGAUAAAAUUUUAUGACCCCAACUUACAUUUUGCCUUUGUGGACCGCAUGGUGAAAACAGCUAUGUGGUGCCUGCAAGAGAAGCAGGAGAUGAGGCCAUCCAUGGGAAAAGUUGCCAAGAUGCUUGAAGGGAAGGUGGAGAUCUUGGAACCUCCAAAACCUCUUAUUUUCUAUGAAGAUGAAACCGAUGCAUCUAGUGAACUUUGAAAGUGUUUCACUCCUCAACCUAUGAACGCGACCACCAUGCUCUCUACCUGAUAAUUUUGUAUUUGUCUCACUAUUGGCUGAUUCUAUCCAAACAUCAAGAGAUGCAAGCUUAUUCAGCAAACAAUUAGCUAACAUCUAUAUUCUUUUGUUUGAGGAAGUGUUAACUUUGCUAGCUAUAUUCUAUUUUAGUUCAUGUAAAAAUCGAAGAAAUUCUGUUCAA
Molecule: messenger RNA, 2785 nt
Organism: Amborella trichopoda
Lineage: Eukaryota; Viridiplantae; Streptophyta; Magnoliopsida; Amborellales; Amborellaceae
Product: G-type lectin S-receptor-like serine/threonine-protein kinase At1g34300
Biological process (GO): protein phosphorylation; recognition of pollen
Molecular function (GO): protein kinase activity; ATP binding
Source: RefSeq, a predicted model, not a curated record